ACAACAGGUUGGAGUUAAACUAAAAGCCAAUCCAUAUAAUGUUGAGAUAUAGGUUUUACUUAUUAGGUUACAUUAUCCUUCAAGUGCUAAUAAAACGAAGUAAUGGCGUAAUUUAUACUUAUGAAGACGUCGAGUUAAGGAGGAUAUUCCCGAGUGAGUUUCCGCAAGAUACAAUAAGAAAAAGUGGAGCUUCUCAUCCAGAACAUUUGGGACGAUAUUCAGAGCUAAAAAAUUAUUUCAAAUAUCCAAAAUCAAACUUGAACGCCCACUUCGAAGAACUCGUAUGUUUUGACGAGAAUGGUAAAAAGGUAUGCAAAGUAGACUUGGAUAGAUAUUCUCCUGAAGAAGAUCAAUAUUUGAUGUCUACUGGAACGGAAAGUCAUUUGGAUAGACGCCGGUUGGUAGUUUUCGCCCUUGUAGCAGCUGUUUCCUGCGCUCCCCAAAACCCACAGGAUGUUCAAAUCCUGCGAUAUGACGUGAACAAUGCUGGACUUGAUUCAUACAAUUUCGCAUGGGAGCUGUCAGAUGGCACUAAGCAUGAAGAACAAGGACAGUUGAAGAACAUCGGCACUGAAAACGAGAGCUCUGUUGUUCAAGGUCAAUACGCCUGGAUUGGUCCUGAUGGUGUCCAGUACACCGUUACUUACAUAGCGGAUGAGAACGGUUUCCAACCUCAAAUUCAACAGGGACCAGGCGGAGCGGUCCCGUCAGCUGUCGUAGCAUCACUAUUAGGAUAAAUUAGGCGAAAUAAUAUCGAAAAUUGUAAAUAGUUAAAUUCCUGAAGCUGUAUAUAAUAUUUAUAUGCGGAUUCAUUUAUUCCUUACCAAUUGUAUUAUAAUAAAACAUAAUUUUAUUCGUA
Molecule: messenger RNA, 859 nt
Organism: Colias croceus (clouded yellow)
Lineage: Eukaryota; Metazoa; Arthropoda; Insecta; Lepidoptera; Pieridae
Exons: 7
Coding region: 39-737 (232 amino acids)
Cellular component (GO): chitin-based extracellular matrix
Molecular function (GO): structural constituent of chitin-based larval cuticle
Source: RefSeq, a predicted model, not a curated record